CCCCCGGCGGUACCUAUUCGGCUAGUUGAUAGAGGGCGGCCCAUGUGGUCUAUCUUCCUCGGAUGUGAGCCACGUUGUCAAUGGGGACUCUGAGAUGUGGGUAACGUGGCCUAUUGGGCGCUCACACAGCCCCACGCAGCGCAGCUAUAGUGAGGUACGUCAGAUGGCACGUCCCCAACCCUCUUUAGGUAUCCUUCAUCGCAAGGGACACAUCCAAGUCUCAGGCGGGAGUGCGGACUUUGGAAGCGCGCCGCGCUUUGCCCUUCCCCGAUUGAGCGCUUGCUGUGUCAGAGCUUUUGUCCUGUCAUACCACGCGAUCCCAGUGCUCAACAGCGACGCCGAGGUGAAUGAAAUGAAGAGGUAUAGGUGCAGUACAGGAACAGAGGAAGAGGCGCAGGAACAGAGGUCAGCAGGCCUUAGCACCGCUCAAGGGAUGGGAUCCCUUUGUGGGCGGGUGCGGGACGCUGAGAAUAAAAGUAGUGACCGUGUGCCUUGUCAGGCCGGGAAAAAGAAGCAGAGCGUCCCGGGGUUAUUCGGCUUGUUCCAUGCCAGAGUACCUGGAUCGCGUGAUUAGCAAGGCGUGGGAGCGCGGGACAAAGGAAGAGUACGCCCACACCCACAAUCCUCACCCACACCCACGCCCCACGGCAUGAUCACCCUUGGCGUGCAUGC
Messenger RNA from Microstroma glucosiphilum, 672 nucleotides. RefSeq lists its product as hypothetical. NCBI's taxonomy places the organism in Eukaryota, Fungi, Basidiomycota, Exobasidiomycetes, Microstromatales, Microstromataceae. The record is from RefSeq and is a predicted model, not a curated record. The transcript has a single exon. Bases 95 to 574 code for a protein of 159 amino acids.